Messenger RNA from Lotus japonicus, 3774 nucleotides. Its product is annotated as villin-4-like. Gene Ontology annotation, molecular function: actin filament binding. Bases 476 to 3358 code for a protein of 960 amino acids. Lineage: Eukaryota; Viridiplantae; Streptophyta; Magnoliopsida; Fabales; Fabaceae. Gene Ontology annotation, biological process: actin filament severing; cytoskeleton organization. The record is from RefSeq and is a predicted model, not a curated record. The transcript has 24 exons.
GAAUUUCAAUGGAUUUUUUUGUGAAGACAUGUUUUUUUUUUUUUGAAUUCUUUGUGAAGACAUGUUAAAAUGAAUAGAGUGAGGUGUAAUAAAAAUUGAACCUGUUAUUGCAUGAAUGAAUGAAUUAUGAGUGAACAUUCAUUCCCUGUUUCUCUGAGUCCAAAACCAAUUCCUCACAAUGCGGAGUUCAACUUGCUCCAUUACCAGCCAUUUUCAAGUCUUUCUCGGAUCAUCUCUGUCCUCUCUCCUCCUCCAAAUUAAAAAAAAAAAACAAAUUCAAACAAAGAAAAAAAAGUUGAAAAUUUCACUAAAUUUCAGAACUUGUUUACAUGCAUGCAUAUUCGUUGCAUACCCAAUGAAAUCGAAGAAUGAAGACAAUGAGAUUUCUCAUCGUGUAGGUGAUUGAUUGUUGAAGAGAGAAAUUGUAUGCUAAAUUCAAGCUAGGUUGUGGAACACCAAAGAGUAGAAGAAUAGUAUGUCUAUCUCUGUGAGAGAUUUGGAUCCAGCUUUCAAGGGAGCUGGACAAAAGGCCGGACUUGAAAUAUGGCGUAUUGAGAAUUUUAAUCCGGUUCCCAUUCCUCAGUCUUCUUAUGGAAAGUUUUUCAACGGGGACUCAUAUGUGAUUCUGAAGACAACCGCUUCAAAAAGUGGUGCUCUGCGCCAUGAUCUCCAUUACUGGCUUGGUAAAGACACCAGUCAGGAUGAAGCUGGUGCUGCAGCUAUCAAAACAGUUGAGUUGGAUGCAGCUCUAGGAGGACGUGCUGUUCAGUAUCGCGAAGUACAGGGUCGUGAGACGGAUAAGUUCCUCUCAUAUUUCAAACCAUGUAUUAUACCACAAGAAGGUGGAGCUGCCUCAGGUUUUAAACAUGUUGAGGCUGAAGAACACAAGGCACGAUUGUUUGUAUGCAAAGGGAAACAUGUUGUGCAUGUUAAAGAGGUUCCUGCUGCUCGAUCUUCACUCAACCAUGAUGAUGUUUUUAUCCUGGAUACUGAGUCAAAAAUCUUCCAAUUUAAUGGUUCUAACUCAUCUAUUCAAGAAAGGGCUAAAGCACUGGAAGUUGUCCAAUUUAUUAAGGACACCUACCAUGAUGGGAAAUGCGAUGUAGCUGCUGUUGAGGAUGGAAAGUUGAUGGCUGAUUCUGAAGCUGGAGAGUUCUGGGGUUUCUUUGGGGGCUUUGCUCCCCUUCCACGGAAAACAGUCAGUGAUGAUGAUAAGCUACCUGAUUCUCAUCCUCCAAAGCUGCUUUGUGUUGAAAAGGGGAAGGCAGAACCCAUUGAAACUGAUUCUUUGACAAAGGAGUUACUGGACACAAACAAAUGCUAUAUUCUAGAUUGUGGGUUGGAAGUGUUUGCGUGGAUCGGAAGAAACACACCACUCGAUGAAAGAAAAAGUGCAAGUAGAGCUGCAGAUGAGUUACUCAGUGACACUGAUCGACCAAAAUCCCAAAUAAUUCGUGUAAUUGAAGGAUUUGAAACCGUCAUGUUCAGGUCCAAAUUUGAUUCUUGGCCUCAGACAACCAAUGCAACAAUGCCGGAAGAAGGUCGUGGCAAGGUCGCAGCACUUCUAAAACGUCAAGGAUUGGAUGUCAAGGGCCUCGUGAAAGCUGAUCCAGUAAAAGAAGAACCUCAACCCUUCAUAGAUUGCACAGGCCAUUUGCAGGUUUGGCGUGUGAAUGGUCAGGAAAAGAUUCUUCUUGCAGCCAAUGAUCAGUCAAAAUUGUAUAGUGGAGAUUGCUACAUUUUUCAGUAUUCAUAUCCUGGAGAAGAUAGGGAGGAGUAUCUUAUAGGAACAUGGAUUGGAAAGAGUAGUGUCGAGGAAGAAAGACUUUCAGCUAUUUCACUAGCAAGCAAAAUGGUUGAGUCAAUGAAGUUUAUUCCAUCCCAGGCUCGUAUUUAUGAAGGAAGUGAACCAAUUCAAUUUAAUGCUAUCCUCCAAAGCUUUAUUGUUUUUAAGGGUGGACUUAGUGAGGGAUACAAGAAUUACAUUGCGGAGAAGGAAAUUCCAGAUGAUACAUACAGUGAGGACGGUGUUGCAUUAUUCCGCAUCCAGGGAUCUGGACCAGACAAUAUGCAAGCUAUACAAGUGGAACCAGUUGCUUCCUCCUUGAAUUCCUCUAAUUGUUUCAUACUUCAUGAUGGAUCCACGGUUUUUACUUGGUCUGGAAGUUUUACAACUUCAGAUGACCUGGAACUUGUUGAGAGAAUGCUGGAUUUGAUUAAGCCAGAGUUACAAAGCAAGCCUCAAAAGGAAGGUGCAGAAUCUGAACAAUUUUGGGAUUUGUUAAGAGGAAAAACUGAAUAUCCCAGUCAAAAGAUUGCGAGGGACGCUGAAAAUGAUCCUCAUCUAUUUUCUUGCAACUACUCAGGAGGAAACUUGAAGGCGACAGAGAUAUACAACUUUUCCCAGGAUGAUUUGAUGACAGAAGAUAUUUUCGUCUUGGAUUGUCACUCUGAAAUCUUUGUGUGGGUUGGCCAGGAGGUUGACCCCAAGAGUAGAAUGCAGGCUCUAACAAUUGGUGAGAAAUUUCUUGAGGGUGAUUUUCUUCUAGAAAAAUUAUCUCGUGUAGCUCCAAUAUAUGUUGUCAUGGAAGGUAGUGAGCCACCUUUCUUCACUCGCUUCUUUAAAUGGGAUUCUGCCAAAUCUGCAAUGCUGGGAAACUCAUUUCAAAGAAAACUCACAAUCGUGAAAAAUGGGGGCACUCCACCUUUGGUUAAACCCAAACGAAGAGCAUCCGUAUCUCUUGGUGGAAGGUCUAGUAGUGUACCAGAUAAAUCUCAGCGUUCCCGCAGCAUGUCUGUUAGUCCUGAUCGUGUUCGUGUGAGAGGAAGAUCUCCAGCUUUUAAUGCACUGGCAGCUAAUUUCGAGAACACAAAUGCUAGGAACCUUUCAACUCCACCUCCAAUUAUUAGGAAAUUGUACCCAAAAUCUAUGAGUCCAGAUACAGCAAAACUGGGACCUAAGUCUUCAGCCAUAGCUAGCAUUAGUUCUACUUUUGAACCACCUUCAGCACGAGAAAAAUUGAUUCCUCGGUCACUUAAAGCGAGUUCAGGUGCCUCCAAAUCAGACCCGGAGAUAAGUGAAAAGGAUGAUUCUAUGAGCAGCACAACAGAAUCUCCUAAUGUACAGGGAGAUGUGAAAGAGGGUGAAGCUGAAGAUGAUGAAGGUCUCCCAGUUUACCCAUAUGAAAGUGUUAACACAGAUUCUACAGAUCCUGCAACAGACAUUGACGUCACUAAACGAGAGGCUUAUCUGUCACCUGAGGAGUUUCAAAAGCACUUAGGGAUGACUAAGAAAGAAUUUAACAAAUUGCCAAAAUGGAAACAGAACAAACUCAAAAUGGCUGUUAAUUUGUUUUGAGUUUUAAAAGUAAACUUUGCCUUCUGUUUGCUCCGCGUCAUUGAAGUUCCAGUGAGAAACUGAACAUAUGGAAGUGAAAGGGACAUCAUCAGUGUUUUUUUUUUCACAUUGCUGCUUCUGCUCCCAAGUAGCUUUUCAUGAUGAAAAGAGAAAAUAGAGAUUUUUCUUCGCAAUGGUUUGAUAUUUACGGUUCUUCCUUCCUUGAGAGCUGCUUGGUACUAAUUGUAUAGGGCUAGAGUUGUUUAUGAGCUUGUAUUCUUGAGGUUCCUUCUUAAUCAUUAUUUUUACAUUCAAAAUUGUUGUGGUGAAGCAAUUGGCUUGCAAUACUGAGGUUGUCCUGAUAGUUGAGGCAUGUACAGCAGAAUGUAAGAGGCUAAAAGCCAUUCAACUUGUUAUUUAUUUGGAAAUAAAAGUUU